AUACAUAAGCUUAUAUUGUUAUUUGUUUAGAUUUGGAAAACUUUAUAAAUUGAAAGCAAAAGUGUCUGUUAGUCGUAGGAGGGUAGCUGAAGGAAAAUGGAAGAAAUAAAAGCAGAAGUAACGAUCGAAUCUCAGGUUCCCGGUGAAAAUUCAACGGAAUAUCUUCAAGAACUUAACGCUGCAGGACUUUCAGUCAACGUAGCGCAAGGUCUGCAUGAAGUUUUCAAACAAGAUUUAGUAAAAUUUUCUGAUUUGGAUGAGCGAGCCAUUGAAGCAUUGAAGGAACUUGACGAGGAAGGGGCGUUGGCCGUGUUGAAACAAUUUAAUGAAUCAAACCUACAGCACGUCCAUAAUAAAAGUGCGUUCCUUUGCGGAGUUAUCAAAAUACAUCGACAGCGCUGUAAGGAAGAAUUAGCCGGGCACAUAAAUGGCGACACAAAAAAAUCUGGUCCCAAUGAAGACAAAAUACAGGAACUUUUAGAGCGAACAAAAUAUUCGCUUGAUGUAACAACAGGUCAGCGUAGAUAUGGUGGCCCACCUCCUAAAGAUGUUUAUGACGGGGCUGAACCUGGUACCGGUUGUCAGGUAUUCGUUGGACGCAUCCCACGAUUUGUGUUCGAAGAUGAACUUGUACCUUUAUUAGAAGAGGCUGGGGUGGUGUGGGACUUCCGCUUAAUGAUGGAUCCAAUGUCGGGGCAGAAUCGAGGAUAUGGCUUCGUUACUUACACAAAUAAAGAAGCUGCAACAGAGUGUGUUAAGAUGUUGGAUAAUUAUGAAAUUCGUCCGAAGAAAUUCCUGGGUGUUUGUGUGUCACAGUCGAACUGUAGAUUGUUCGUUGGAUCCAUCCCAAAAACCAAAACCAAGGAUGAAAUAUUUGAAGAAUUUGAUGGAAUUACACAGGGCUUGAAAGACGUUAUUAUUUACCUCCAAACUGAAGAUAAAAUGAAAAACCGAGGAUUUUGUUUCUUGGAAUACACAGACCAUAAAGCUGCUUCACAGGCGCGGCGUCGAUUGAGCUCGGUCAAAGUGAAAGCGUUCAACAACACAGUGUCGGUGGAUUGGGCCGAUCCUGUGGAAGAACCAAGCGAUGAGAUUAUGUCUAAGGUUAAAGUCCUUUACAUCAAAAACUUAUCAAUGAAAGCCACCGAGGAAAUAGUGAUGGCGACGUUUAGUGCGUAUGGUGAAGUAGAGCGAGUUAAGAAGAUCAAAGAUUAUGCGUUCGUUCACUUCAAGGAGCGUGAUAACGCUAUGAAGGCAUUAGAAGAGUUGAAUGGAUUAAACCUGGAAGGGGAAGCCAUCGAGAUAAGUUUGGCCAAACCUGUUGAUAAAAAGAAGAAGGAACGACAAAUGGAAAGAAAGAUGAUGACUCAUGCUUAUGGUAUGGGAUACGGCAACCGGGCCGGUUACAACAUGCGUGGUCGUGGAAGGGGAAUGUACGGGGGUCAAAUCCCACCAAUGGGGUUCGGUUUCAAUGAUGAUUACUUCACCACAGAUUACAUGGGUUACGGGUAUUACGACGACCCUUUCUUUGGCAUGCCGAUGCGAGGGGGGUAUCGUAACCAGGCUAUGAUGCGGAACAGAGGAAUGUACGGAGGUUUCAAUCGAGGUCGUGGUACCGGAGUGAGGGGUCGCGGACGAGGCCGUGGCACGCCAAAUGGGGUCGCGGCACGUGGGAAGCCAAUGCAAGGAAAACAGGAAUAUGUGAUGGUGCUAUCGUAAGAAGAGAUGAAGACUGCCCACCACUAUGAAGCCCUAACUGCCGCGAUUUUCUUUUAUUUCUGUUAAUCACGUUUUACUUUUUUAAUUGUGUGAAUCAUGUCAGAUGAUUCGUUCCAACGGGUUUCCGCCUCUUUUUUUACUUUUUUAUGCCAACUGUGAUACACACACAGACCACACACCCCCACCCAUUAUGCAGGGGCAGAUUCAGGGGGUGACGGGGAUUCCCAACGUCCCUUUUUUUGUGAAAAAAAGCCAUGAAACAACUUGAUUGCAACAACUGCUUUUCGGUGCGUCAAAAGUUCAACCCCCUUUCCCCCGUAUCUGCCCCUGCUACCACGGUGCCCCGAUAACUCAACUCAUAUUUUUGGUUCCGGGCAUCGCUGCUCAAACGCAAGUCGCUGCUUAUUCAUAGAGGUCCAAAUUCUUAAUUUCGGUCAUUUUUCGCAACCAUGUAGCGGCUUCAUAGAAACAUGAUAUCACCAAGGGGGCAGUCCCGAUUUAUGUGUGUAAAAAUAAAAUCCCGAACCUGGGAUUUGAUCGUAUUUUCAAUGUUGUUUCUGACAAUAAAUGCGAUCACCAAA
This is a messenger RNA of Ciona intestinalis (vase tunicate), 2300 nucleotides long. Its product is annotated as heterogeneous nuclear ribonucleoprotein Q. NCBI's taxonomy places the organism in Eukaryota, Metazoa, Chordata, Ascidiacea, Phlebobranchia, Cionidae. Gene Ontology annotation, molecular function: RNA binding. The record is from RefSeq and is a predicted model, not a curated record.